AUGGCAGCGGUAGUAUACGGGAACAGUCCACGACACAGCAGCCGUCACCAUCAGGGCCAUAUGCUGUCGCAGCACUCGCCGUACCAUACGCAACCGGCCAGCAGUGCCGGUCAGCAUCACUCACUGCCCCCGCCGCCCGUGGUCGGCCAUCACCACCAUCACUCGUCGUCCGUGUCGCCUCCCUCGCAGAUCAUCACUCCGCCGACGUCGUACCUUUCCUCUGCCACGACCGCCAUCUCCUCGCAGCAAUCACCACAGCAGCAGUCGCAACAACCGCAGUACUAUCACCAUCACUCGCAGUCAGUGUCGUUGCCGCCGCAGCACUCGCAGACACUCAACAGCUACCAUCAGCUGCGCAGCUCGAAGCGCAAGUCAGCCGUAGAGCUGCUUGCGGAAAGUAAGCCAUUCUAUGUGAAAUCGGAGACGGUGCUCGAUCGCCAGCAGCAGCUGCUGAACAAGCGCUCCAGUGGUGGUGGAAGCGUUGGUGGUGCUGGUGGAAGUGCCGGUGGAAGCGGUGGUAGUAGUGGCGGUGGUGGAGGUGGCUCACAGCAAGGUAGGGGUGGUGAUGGAGGCAGCACCGGCACCCUUAGUGGAUCAUAUAUGGUAUCACCCUCGCGAACACUGCCAUCGUCCGCCGUUAGCCAGGCGUUGCAACAGCAAGUGCAACAGGCACAGCAACAGCAGCAGCAGCAACAACGACCCACUAACCGUCGGAGCGCCUCUUCCGGUUCGGAUCUCCUGCAAACCAAACUACGCAAGCUGCUCAACGCGUCCGACAGCAAAGAGACAAUAAUGCCCUCGCCAGUGGACGUGAGCCUAAUCGGUUCCAAAUACGGCCAACCGCUCGAAACCAGCUACAUCGGUACGGGCAUGAUCGGAGGUGGCGGAAUCACCGGUGGUGGUAGCCUCGACGACAUCGGUUACAUCCAGCCACCGAAGAACUACCAACAACAGCUGACCGUACACCCGGAGCAACCGAGCGACGUGUCCGUAUUUUUCCCGAGUGCAUUUUUGUCACCACAAUCGCUACCACCACAUCCGGGCGGAGACGAUGACCUCUAUCUAUACGGAGGACUUCACGACAGCUUGGUACUGACCGAUGACUACCGUGCCAUCAGUCCUCCGGCCGAGUACGCCGAGCAACAACAGCAACAACAGCAGCAGCAGCAACACGGUGGCUCACCCGAGAGCAAACAUCCGAUGGGAGGAACCGGUGGUGGCCAUAGCCGCUACAACUACCAGCGCUCGUACUCCCACUCGCAGGCUGUGGUGACCGGAUCCGGACAUCAUCCGACCGACGAAUCCGACUACUCCCCGACGCAGUCGUACAACAUCAACAGCCACAAAUCGCUACCGGAUCUGCACUCGCAAAGUAGCCGCCAUUCGCCACAUUCCGAGGCGCUCAGUUGCUGCAGUCGUGGAAAUCGUUCGAACCGCUCGGGUAGCUCGUUUAACCGCGAUUCCGGUGGCUCAUCUGGCCAUUACACGCACCACAGUGAACCGUGUUGCAAGCAGCAACUGCAGCACCAGUCACACCAGCAACAGCACCAAUCGCACUCGCAGCAACAACAACAGCACCAACCGCAACACCAUCUCCCACACUCGCAGCUGAUGAUGCAACAACAGCAAAUGCAGCAGCAUCACUCGCAACACUACCAGCAGCAACAGCAGCUGCACCAUCAGGCGAACGAUUCGAUGAUGAUGCUUGGGGAUUACCGUCGGGAUAGUGGCUCAUCAACCCAGCACAGUGGCAACUCGUACUACGCGUACGGUAUUCCGCCAUUACGCUACGAUUGCAUCGAAUGCCGGGCGAAAAUUCGCGAGGAAGCGGACUGUCUGCUUAACUUUACGACUCCCGAGGUGCCGGAAGCGUUCCAGGAUGGUUACAGCGAGAAGCAACAUCAGCUGCAGCAGCAACACCAGCAACAGCAACAACAACAGCAGCAACACCAUCAACAGCAGCAACAUGCGCUCUCAAAAAGCCAGCACGCGAAGUACUACGACGAUCGUGGCCGGAAAUACUACAAGAACGUGUCCGGACCCCCGAUGUCACCGUUGUCGCCGGUGUCUCCGCUUUCCCCACCGGACCAACCACCGUCCCAGCAGGAGCUUAGUCCACCACUCGGGACGUUCAAGAGGCAGAAGUGUUUGCGCUUCAAGAACCGAAGUGGCCGGGCGUCGGCAGUUAGCAACCCAUCGCCAUCAUCCGGUGGUGGUCGAUGUGGCCCAGGUGGUCCUGGUUCGAGUGCGAGUGCCGGAGCCGUUGGUGGUGCUUCACACGAUGACGAUCGUCGGCCGAUCUUGCGCUCGAAAAGCGACAUCAGUGAUCGUUACUGGAACCGGGUUAGCCAGCAGGAGCGUGGUUUGCCGGUUGUGGCCGUCCCCAUCAAUGUGGACAUCCGUGGGGAUCAUCGCGAUCGGCGUGUGGAUCGAGGCGAGCAGCAACAGCAUCAACAACAGCAGCAACAGCAGCAUCAACAACACGAGAAACAGCGUUCACGAUCGGAUAGUCUCACCCAGCUGGAGCGUUUCUUCGAUCGACUUGGGUUGGAUGAGGAAACGUACGAUCGAUUCAUCGCCCCGAAGGGUGGUUCACUGCAACGUCGAUCAUCCGGCGGUGGUGGUGGUUAUCAUCAUCAACAUCCGCACAGCAACUCCGCUUCGUCCGACAUUCACCGGUUGGCGGAUGACUGUCCGAGUGGCGGUGGUGGUAACGGUGGUGGUGGUGGAGAUGGUAACGGAGCCAACCCCGGCGCUGGCCAGGAUUCGGACGAAUCGAGUGCCGUCUUCUUCUCGGAUGUUUCGACCAUCGAUUCGACCAAACUCCCGGACAGCACGGUGGAUCCGGUGGUCGGAGGAGGAGGGCAACCGCAACCGCAACAGCAGCAACAGAACCAGGGUCUUGGAGCAGCUCCACUACUGGCCACCGAAGUAGUUCCGCUGCUGGGAGGAGCAGCUCCACCGCUGUACCGCACCAGCGAACCACCGUCGAUCAUCGAACGGAACGCGCGCAUUAUCAAGUGGCUGUGCAACUGCAAGAAGAUGCAGUUGACCUAG
This is a messenger RNA of Anopheles nili, 3057 nucleotides long. RefSeq names its product AF4/FMR2 family member lilli. The transcript is spliced from 4 exons. The record is from RefSeq and is a predicted model, not a curated record. The coding region runs from base 1 to 3057 and encodes 1018 amino acids. Lineage: Eukaryota; Metazoa; Arthropoda; Insecta; Diptera; Culicidae.